AUGGUGACUGUUUCGAGUCCGCCACCUCAGUUAUCUUCUUCGUCACUGGAACUGUCGACAGAAGAGGGUUUAGGACGAAGAAUGGAUGAUCUUCUAGGAAAAUUGAAAGAGAACAUGAUGGAACUGAUUCUACAGGGCGAUGACGUAACUCGCCAGAUGUGGCACAUGUACUCGGUAUUUGAGGAAAUCUUCGGUAGCCAGACGAUGACUACUUCUACCAAUCAGCCUCUCAAGCAAGUGGUCGUGGGAGAUCGUCUGAAAGGAUCGCCUACAAGUCAAAAAGGGAAACCACCGAAUGACAAACAGCUUUCAGAAACUCGGACUAGUCCUAUUGCAAAUUCCUCCUCUUCUCCAGUUUCGCCAACGAGUACUGCCACGGACAUCACACCUGCACCUGUUACAACUACUGGUAACUCAACAAUCCCCGGUUCCUCAAAGCGAGAAGCAAGCAAGUCCCCGGAUUCCACGUCUGAACAUCAUUCUCCAGAAAACAAACCCUCGUCUUCCAUCGCUCAACCUCAUCAAACCUCAUCCCAACUGAAACAUCAGAGCUCAAAUGAUGAAAAGUCUAGUCCUUCAACCUCGUACACACCGCCUCAGUCAACGAAGAAUCUUCUUUCAUCCGACGAUGCUCCUCAGUCGCGAGUUCUGAUGUCCUCUGCACCCGCACAGAACCCUCUGCUGGACACCAUUGGUGCCCUGGCCAACGCCAACCAGGACUCCGACGAUUCGGACCUGGACAUUGUGUACCAGCAAUUGAGGUACCGUGGUCGCCAUCGGAAACCGGAACAAGUUAGAAUCCGAACGCAUAGGCAACACCAAUAUAGACAUUCCCAGAUAGCCAGCAGUGACCCCGAGUCCAUUGGCUACGCGGGCUCCAACUCUGUCGACAGCGGCUACAAGAGUCUCUGUGCCACUCCGGAGGUCUCGGAUAGCCUGAGUGCUCCGGAAGUUCGUCGCAGCGCCUCUGACGUCAGCGCUUCGGACUCUUCGACCACUUCCGGCCGCCCCCGCAGCCUAGACGGCGGUGGGAAGGCCAAGAUCAAGAUGGGCACGAGGUCCGUGGCGGGAAAGAUGCGGGCCGCAGACCGAUCGCCGCGGCACGCGAGCGCCAUGAAUGACGUCACCCUGGAUCACCUUAUGUACUUGCGACAGUCCUUGAGGAAAGAUCGGAAAGACACCCAAAGGUCUCCCGAGUCCAUCCCUUCCUCAGCGACGUCCAGCACCUUCCGGGACAGCGACCUCUCGCCCCGCACCGUGACAGACGACGAGUGGCGGGAUCCCGGCCGGGGCUACAACACCUUCCGCAGCCCCCCUCCCGACGCGCCCUUCACCCCCCACGACGGCCGCAGCUCGAGGGGCAGUUCGAGGGGCGGCGAAGACAUCGACCAGGAGGGCGGCGGGGAGAGCUCGUCCGACUUCCUGCUCAGCAGGGUGGAGUACUACGACCUGGAGAGCAUUCAGGAGUUCCCUCCGAGCAACAACUAUGUCACUAUGCUGGAAGAGAAGACUCGCUGCGCCAGGUUUCAGAUUGUUCCCGCUCCAAAAUCGGUGGAUCUUCCCACUGAAAGACACAUCAGUUCCUUGUACAGAAAAAGUGAAUCUUCCCAGUCCGUUGACGGUGGACUCGCCAGAAAUCAUCAGCAGUUCACUUAUGGUGCAACAGGUCACGCCCCCAUGCGGACAAUUCGCAAUUCCUCAAAGGUGUUAUCCCGACACCAUCGCCAACACCACGCCACAGACUCAAAACUGACCGAAGCAGCUAUUCGCGUGCUGGAGAUGAUAGAAGAUUUCCGCAUGGAGGAGGCCAUGUCUCGCUCUGGCAGACUUCACCAGUACCAGGCGGCCGGCGAUCACCAUUCUCAACUAAUCCCCAGUUCUUCAGGUGCUAUGAGCAACAACUACCCGUCCUCCUCUGUUCCUCACCAGAUGUAUCAUCCACGUUACAGGAAGUCAUCGAGUCUCAGGACGGGUGCCAGGCCAGCAUCUACAGGUUCGCUCAUUGAGCAAGAAAUCGAUGCACGCAGCAUGGCUUCGGCGUCGUCAUACGCAGCUUCUGCGGAACAUCAUGUGUAUGAAGAGAUCAUGUACGAUCUCGUUUGCGAAAGAGCAGCAGCAUCUUCUGACAGAGCGAUGCCCCCUCCCAUACCGCCAGAAAGAGGUAGGAUGGUACGCAGUCGCUUGCUACCUGUACCUCCUCACGUUUCCUCCCCUCAUCAUCAACCAGCUUAUUCAUCACCAUUGGCGGUCGAUCCUAGGAGGUUGAUGCUCAGAAGCCACAAGCAUAGGAGCAACAACAUGUAUUCAAUGUUGUCCAGUGCGCGGGACAGGGACAACGUUGACAGGUUUCUUGAAAUGGAGUGGCAUUUAGCACAAGAAAGAGAUAAACUUCCUCCAGAUUUUCCUAUUUAAAACCUGGUCGUCCUGCUUUCAAAUGUUUUCAUACUCAAUAAGCUGGUGCACGCUGGUCGUAUCUAGCUUAUUGCGAUUAGCAGUCAAACGAAUGGUGUAAGACUUUUGCAAUCUUUUCGUGGAAAAAAAGGUUUUUCUGACUAGUACCGUGAAAACUAUCGCUGUUAUGAAUUUGUGAAAUAAUCCCAAGCUAUUGGAUUUUCGACAGCGUAUAAAUGGUAUUGUUGUUAUGGUUGUUGAGACUCAUAUAUCCCGUUAUAUGUUAGAUUUUUUAAAAGCACUGUUGGUGUCAAACAUGAAAUGGAAUGCCUUA
Molecule: messenger RNA, 2725 nt
Organism: Uloborus diversus
Lineage: Eukaryota; Metazoa; Arthropoda; Arachnida; Araneae; Uloboridae
Exons: 8
Coding region: 1-2412 (803 amino acids)
Source: RefSeq, a predicted model, not a curated record